Messenger RNA from Syzygium oleosum, 1060 nucleotides. RefSeq lists its product as uncharacterized. The transcript is spliced from 2 exons. Lineage: Eukaryota; Viridiplantae; Streptophyta; Magnoliopsida; Myrtales; Myrtaceae. Bases 153 to 905 code for a protein of 250 amino acids. The record is from RefSeq and is a predicted model, not a curated record.
AAAAAUGCAUGUUCACAAGUUUGUUAUAAGGAUCCCUUGUUUUUCUCUCCUUUGCCGAUUUACUGAGUCCGCAAAGACCCUCUUCUUCUUCAUCUCCAUUUGAUCUUCUCUUCUUUCUUGCUUGUGCAACUAUCUGCUCCUUAUAGGUUAUUAUGGACAAGAAGGUUCUUGAUUACACGUUGGUCCCCUUGGGCUUGUUCAUAAUGAUGGCCUACCAUGCAUGGCUCCUCCAUCGGAUCGUGAAGCACCCCACCAAGACCGUCAUCGGCGUGACCGCCAUUAAUCGGCGAUUCUGGGUUCAAGCUAUGAUGGAGGAUGUCUCCAAGACCGGCGUUCUCGCGGUCCAAACGCUGAGGAACAACAUAAUGGCCUCGACUCUGUUGGCCUCGACGGCAAUCACCCUCAGCUCCCUCAUCGCCAUCCUCAUGACCAGCGGGAACGGCAACCAAUCCUCGCUCUUCAUCUUCGGAGAUCGGAGCAAGUUUGGUUUCUCCGUGAAGUUCUUCGCCAUCCUCGUGUGCUUCUUGGUGGCUUUCCUCCUGAACGUUCAGUCCGUAAGGUACUACAGCCACACAAGCAUCCUAAUCAACGUGCCGUACAGGAAGAUAUCGCAGCACCAGCACCACCACCGGGCGAUGGUGGAGUAUGUGGCCACGACGGUGAACCGGGGGAGCUAUUUCUGGUCGCUGGGGUUGCGGGCGUUCUACUUCUCUUUCCCUCUUUUUCUGUGGAUUUUCGGUCCAAUCCCCAUGUUUUUGAGCUGUUUCGUGCUGGUUUGCAUGCUGUAUUUCUUGGAUGUCACGUUUGAGUUUGGGUGGGCUGUGGGGGCUUCUGAUGAUGAUGAGAGGAAAGAUGAGGAACUGGGAAGUGCAAUGAUGACGAGUAUCGGUGGAUUAAACAGCUGAUCUCCAACUUUACCUGAGCUUCACAAUAUAAUUUCUUUCAUAAGUUUUGCAAUCUACUAAGAUAUUAAAAUACUAAAUUGUUUCUUUAUCGAAUAUGUAUUAAAAUAUUCCUUGAACGUGGUUUGUUUAAUAAGUAAUUGCCAUAUAUUAAGCUA